CUUCUGGAAGAUUCUAAGAUUUUCUUUUUAAUUUUAGUACUCCAAGUUUUGCCAAAUGCGUCUAGGAAUGCUUUUUUAUUAUAUUCAUCCUGGUGAACAUUACAAGACUUUUUCAACCUAAAGACUGAUACCCUUCAGAUUAUUUUAGGAAGAAAACCAACUGGAAGAAUCAAUGAAGUUCCUUCUUUUCAUAUCUGUUGGUGUUGUUCACCUUUUCUCCCUGAAUUCUGGGAAAGUGAUAUAUAAGAAUGACAUCUCUCAGAGGACUUUUCAAGAAGUAAAAGAAGAAAUAGCCCACUAUGGAGAUGUUGCUAAAGCAAUCAUCAACCUUGCUGUUUAUGGUAUAGCCCAGAACAGAUCCUAUGAGCGAUUGGCACUUCUGGUUGAUACUGUUGGACCCAGACCAAGUGGCUCCAAGAGCCUGGAAAAAGCCAUCCAAAUCAUGUACCAGAACCUGCAGGAAGAUGGGCUGGAGAAUGUCCACUUGGAGCCGGUCAAAAUACCGCACUGGGAAAGGGGAGAAGAAUCUGCUGUGAUGCUGGAGCCAAGGAUUCACAAGAUAGCUAUUUUGGGUCUUGGUAGCAGCAUUGGGACUCCCCCAGAAGGUAUCUUUUGUCUUUUCAAGUCAAUUUGCUGUGUACGGUGUUAA
Molecule: messenger RNA, 649 nt
Organism: Leptonychotes weddellii (Weddell seal)
Lineage: Eukaryota; Metazoa; Chordata; Mammalia; Carnivora; Phocidae
Source: RefSeq, a predicted model, not a curated record